This is a messenger RNA of Neurospora tetrasperma FGSC 2508, 2457 nucleotides long. RefSeq lists its product as uncharacterized. Gene Ontology annotation, molecular function: flavin adenine dinucleotide binding; acetolactate synthase activity; magnesium ion binding. Lineage: Eukaryota; Fungi; Ascomycota; Sordariomycetes; Sordariales; Sordariaceae. The transcript has 2 exons. Bases 418 to 2241 code for a protein of 607 amino acids. The record is from RefSeq and is a predicted model, not a curated record. Gene Ontology annotation, biological process: L-valine biosynthetic process. Gene Ontology annotation, cellular component: acetolactate synthase complex; mitochondrion.
CAAACCUACCUUGACCCUUGUCCCAUCCCAUCUUUGGAAAUCCGGGGAAAAUCGUGGGGUAGUAGCGCGUGCGGUGUCUCGGUAGACUCGAGCCGAACUCCUCCAAGUCCCCCUCACAUACCCCGCUCCUGUCUCGGGAUUGGAACCACUGCAUUUCGUCCCAUCACGACUUGCACUUGCACUCACCUUUGCAUUCAGUUGCUUUCCCCUACCUUCAACUAAUACCGACCUCGACCUCUCCAACUCGAGCCAUAUUGUCAAGCACUGGCCGAGUUCUUCAACUUACCGUCAAUCAUCGGCAUCUCCAACCGAUCGACCUCGACAUCAUCAUCAUCAACACCAUCGGGACUUACCAAGUCACCAGUAACACCAACAACAAACCCGCCUCUAACCACCACUACCACCGCUACCAACAAAAUGUCCUCCCAACCUCCACCCCUCACCCAACCCACCACCUCUUCUUCUUCUUCAUCCGACAUGUACACCACCUCCUUCGCCUUCUUUGAAGCCCUCUUCGCCGCCGGCGUCUCCCAUGUCUUUGUCAACCUGGGCUCCGAUCACCCGUCCAUCAUCGAAGCCAUGGUCCGCGGCAAGGCCUCCCCCUCCACCUUUCCGCGCAUCAUCACCUGCCCCAACGAAAUGGUAGCCAUGUCCAUGGCGGACGGGUACGCCCGGUUAACGGGUCAACCGCAGGCAAUUAUCGUGCAUGUCGACGUUGGCACGCAGGGGCUGGGUGCUGCUGUUCACAAUUCCAGUGCGGGAAGGGCUCCCGUUUUGGUGUUUGCGGGCAUCAGUCCGAUUACGAUCGAGGGAGAGCUGAGAGGGUCAAGGACCGAGUAUAUCCAUUGGAUCCAAGAUGUCCCAGACCAAAAACAGAUCGUGGGGCAGUAUUGUCGGUAUGCGGCGGAACUGAAGACGGGAGUGAAUGUCAAGCAGAUGGUCAAUAGAGCGUUGCAGUUUGCCAAGAGUCAACCGCAGGGGCCGGUGUACUUGUGUGGAAGCAGAGAGGUGAUGGAGAUGGAGAUCCCCAAGUAUGAGCUGAACCAGGCACACUGGAAGCCGGUGGAGCUAGGGGGUUUGUCCAAGGGGGCAGUGCAGGAGAUGGCGGGUGCGUUGGCGGGAGCUAAGAAGCCGCUUGUGGUGACGGGGUAUGCGGGGAGGAACCAUGCUAUCCCGCCGGCACUGGUUGAACUCGCCAACACGGUCAAGGGAUUGAGGGUGUUGGAUACGGGUGGUAGUGAUAUGUGUUUCCCUGCUGAUCAUCCGGGCUGGUUGGGGUUGAGGUUUGGCAACGAUCAGUCUGUGGCGGAGGCGGAUGUCAUUCUCGUGCUGGACUGUGAUGUGCCAUGGAUCCCGACACAGAUGAAGCCCAGCAAAGACGCGAGAGUCUUCCAUGUAGAUGUGGACCCCUUGAAGCAGGUCAUGCCCGUGUUCUACCUGGAGGCGGAAGCGAGGUACAGGGCUGAUCCGUUGACGGCUGUGGAGCAGCUGACGGAGAAGCUAAAGACUGAUGAGGAGUUGAAGAAGCAGUUGCAGAGUGAAGAGCGCGAAAAGAGGUGGAAGGAGCUCCAGGCCCAACACAAGCAGAAGCUGGAAGAGAUUGCCGAAAGAGCAAAGCCCCUAGAGAACGGAGAGUAUGGCACUGGUCACCUGUGCAGGCGGUUGAGGGCUUUGUGCCCCGAGGAUACCAUCUGGGCUAUUGAGGCUGUUACCAACACUCUGUUUGUGCACGAUAACAUCCAGCCUACGCUGCCGGGGUCGUGGAUCAACUGCGGUGGUGGUGGUCUCGGUUGGUCUGGCGGUGGUGCCCUCGGUAUCAAGCUGGCUACGGAGGUGGAGGCCAAGGCCAAGGGAGGAAAGAGCAAGUUGGUCGUACAGAUUGUGGGCGACGGAACGUUCCUGUUCUCGGUACCGGGAAGUGUGUACUGGAUCUCCAAGAGAUACGACAUUCCCGUGUUGACCAUUGUUCUGAACAACAAGGGAUGGAACGCCCCUCGCCGGUCUCUGCUUCUGGUCCACCCCGACGGACUCGGGUCCAAGGCUUCCAAUGCAGACAUUAAUAUCGAGUUCAGCCCAUCGCCUGAUUAUGCGGGCAUCGCCAAGGCGGCUGCGGGUGGUGAUUUGUUUGCGGCCAGGGUCGACAACACGGCGGAUCUGGAUCGGGUGUUGAAGGAGGCCAUUGCCGCGGUGGAGGGGGGACAGAGUGCCGUGGUAGACUGCAAGGUGGCCAUGGGAUCUUAGUUUGUUUUAGGAUAAGCUUCCAAAUUGCAUCCACGUGUUCUUUUUGAAGCCGGGGAGUGCCGUUGAUGGUGGAUUGAAUCUGUCUUGCGAGAAGCAAUGCCGUCGUCCGUCUCUUGGCAACGGCAAUUCGCCGAAUCUCCCUGGAGUUUUGGUCUGAUGGCAUGUUUGGUGACAUAGUCUGGUGGUACCGGUGUUUAGCUCUAUGCCAUGUUAGCG